This is a messenger RNA of Brugia malayi, 864 nucleotides long. RefSeq lists its product as uncharacterized. NCBI's taxonomy places the organism in Eukaryota, Metazoa, Nematoda, Chromadorea, Rhabditida, Onchocercidae. The transcript has 6 exons. The record is from RefSeq and is a predicted model, not a curated record. The coding region runs from base 1 to 864 and encodes 287 amino acids.
AUGGAUCAAGAAAUCCAAGUAGUUUUUGAAUACCUUAAAAGGGAGCCGGAAAUGUACCGAAUUUUGCAGAGAUUCUUGAGCAGGACUGUUCAGUUUGAACAGUCGCUCAUAGAACGCAUGGUGGAGGCGGGGUGGAGGUUGGAGGAAUUGGUAGGGCAAAGUGCCCAUGCAGUAAUGGAAGAGGACCCGGUACCUCAGGAGCCGGAAUUUAAUGAAGAAGAGGCAGAGUGGGCUCCUCUGCCUGAAAAUGAAACUGGUGAUGAGGCCGAGAACUGGCCAUUAGAAGCAGAGUGGACCCCUCUGCCGGAAGACGAAGAAGAAGAAGAGCCUGAGGUACCGGGGGUACCAAUGGAGACGAGUGACAUCACGGAACCGGUGGAAGCAGUACGUGAACUCGUCCUACGAACUAGGACGAUCAGAAUCCCGGUUCCUGCCACGCAGGAAAUAUUGGCUGCGGCACAACCGGAAGAGUUCCAUCCAGCCGACUUAGAAGACCUUCCGGAGCAACUCCGAAUGGAGUUGGAAGUGCCGCGGGUGGAGCCAUAUACGAUAGCUCAAGGAGAAAGAAACAGAAAUAUCGUAUGUGGUCUCUGCGGCAGGCAGUUUGAAACACUGAAAGGGUGGCGUAUUCACGCCUCAAAAGCACAUAAGCAAGAUGGUUUUUGCUCCCGUUGUGGACACAACCUCUUGCUGCCACCCGAAUUUACGGCCGCACAGAGAACGGCAGCGGUAGAGCUCCAUGCCCUCGAUUGGUGCCCGAGGGCAUGUGCGGCCGUAAUAAACGAACGACAGGUGAAGCGCCGAAGGCUUGAUUUGGUGGGAAGAGAAGAGGAUGCCCACCACCUCUUCAUUCCAGGCCAAUGA